Messenger RNA from Metarhizium brunneum ARSEF 3297, 1290 nucleotides. RefSeq lists its product as uncharacterized. The record is from RefSeq and is a predicted model, not a curated record. NCBI's taxonomy places the organism in Eukaryota, Fungi, Ascomycota, Sordariomycetes, Hypocreales, Clavicipitaceae.
AUGGCGUUUGCUAUUGUCAACAGCCAAGUGAGCAGACGACCGGCUGCCUCGAGCAAAGCAGGCCUCGGCCCCAUCACGACAGUCCCAAGCAGCAAGGUCACCAUUACCGCCAGCGCGCUGGGGUCUGUCUUGGAGGUGACAGACCCUAGGUAUGAUGUUUUCGCCUUUGGCUUGUUCAUGAGCGAGCUCCCGCGGCGUCUCGGGCACAGCGUCGCUCUGGACGCGUCGACGGCGGCCUUUGUCAGCGCCCUGAAAGAUCUGCGCACCAGGCAGCCGACGCCCGAUACCAUAAGGAAGUACGUGGGAGCCCUGAGUGCCGUGCAGAAGAGCCUGGGGGACGAGAGCACGGCGUACUCGGCCGAGACGCUGUGCGCCGUGUUCUUGGUCAUGGCCGCGCAGCCGUGGCUGUCCAUGAAGGGCGACCGGCACCCCAGCCACGGCCUGGGCAUGUCGCAUCUGCUCAAGAUGCUGGUUGACAGGCAGCCCCAUGAUGACUUUUUGCGGACGCUGAUGGCAUCAGUCACCGUCGUCGUGAUACUCGAGAACAUAUUCAACCCGGCGAUUGCGCUGGAGCCUUGGAUACACAAGGUGCGUCCGCUGACGAGUCGGGAGGAAGAGGAGGCGGCGUUGAAGCUGGGCCUCAACUUCCGAUCCCUGGACAUGGGAUGGCUCUCGAAGCUGCCUGAGCUCAUACGCAACCCGGUCGAGAACAGCGCCACCAUCAGGGCCUACUAUGAGAUGAUACAGACCGACUAUCCCGGGAUAAAGCGCUUCGGGGACAGCGUCAUUGAGGCGAGAUGCGUUGGGCCGCCGACGUCUCUCCCGCUCCGGGUUGUGCGGGCGCAGACGCAGUUCCACGCCGCGCAGUGCGUCAUCCUAUCCAUCGCCAUCGCCUUGAACGCAUUCGUGGGCAAGCACUUUGGCCCCGGCGACCUUGCAGCCGCAGAGAGGUAUGCCUUUUGCGCCGAUGCCAUCCAACUUGCGGAGAGGGCUCGGCACCGAAGGCCCCUGGCUGCCGCUCACAUUCCGCUGUGUCUCAUCGCGGCUUGGCUAUCUUCGCGGGAUGCCGCGCAGCAGGCGCAGCUGGAGCUUCUGAUGGACGAGUACGAGAAAGACUAUCAUCUGAUUGAAAUGGUCCGAGGCGCAACGCAGGCCGAGGGGAGAGGGAAAGAGGGCGCGAUUCGCACAUUCGCCUGCUUUCCGAUGCAGACACUGGGCGGGCAGAAUGGACCGCCGGGACCAAGGGCUGGCCCCGAAGCUUACUGCGCAGAGUACUGUACUAUUCUGUGA